UCCUUUGGUUUCUUCAAAGACACACACACACAGUGAUCAUGGCUUCCAAAAUACAAUUGGUUUCGCUUGUCCUCCUGCAUUUCCUCAUAUUUGGAGCACUUUCCUAUGCUCUUGCUUAUAUGGCUAUGAAACGCAGUAGUGCAACGCUGGUGCUCAUUUCUGAUACGAAAUCUGCCUACUGUGCCUACGCUUAUGAUGAUGCUUCCUGGUUGGGCAUGUUCUCCAGUAUAUCACUCAUGUGUGCUCAAAUGAUUGUCAUGGUUGCAAGCAGUUGUUUUGUUGGGAGGAAUCCGAGUCCUGGUUGUUCUAAGGCAUGGGCAUUUGCCUUCUUCAUUGCUUCAUGGGUUUCAUUCUUCGCUGCAGAGGGAAUCCUUCUUAAAGCUUCCAUUAGAGGAGCCUUUUCGUUUGACUAUGUGACCAUGUUUGGAUACAUGCCAGUUGGUUGCCAGAACAUGAGGAAAAAAAUGUUUGAUGAUGGAACAAUUUAUAUUCUGUUUACUUGCGUAACCUCCCAGAUCUACCAUUUGACAUAUUGGAAAGCCCAACAUAAUGUCUAGUGGCAAUGUCACAAUCAUAGUGGAUAUUGAGAUUAAAGAAAAAUCAAAUACAAUGUCAGGGGCUAGCUCAGGGCUUAGAUGAUGCAAUAGAUUUACUACAAUCCUACUAUAGGCUUCAUAUUUUUCCAUCCAGAAUAUUCAAAAACCAUUGUAAAUUCUGGCUUUAAAAAUCAUAUACAAUAUCUGGGCUUAGAUGGUACAAUGGGUUUACUACAAUACUAAUAUAGGCUUCUUCUUUUUUGUCCAUUAUUCUCAAAAACCAAUUUAA
This is a messenger RNA of Quercus lobata, 825 nucleotides long. RefSeq lists its product as uncharacterized. The transcript has 3 exons. The record is from RefSeq and is a predicted model, not a curated record. NCBI's taxonomy places the organism in Eukaryota, Viridiplantae, Streptophyta, Magnoliopsida, Fagales, Fagaceae. Bases 39 to 557 code for a protein of 172 amino acids.